GACAGCGGCAGCAGCCUGCCUGCGCUCAGGGUUCACUACACCAUAGACAGGUGUGACUUCAUCUGAAUGAGGACUGAAUGAGAAUUACACAAACCAGUCUGUGUAGUUUAUCCUGAGCUCUGUGAGGUGUCAGCUGCCUCUCAGCCAUCUGUCCACUCCACUUUCAAACCAUUCAGAAGUUUCAAAUCUUUGUUGGCAACUUGAGAGAGCACUGUUCUGUUAGACCUCUUGUAUCUGUGAUGAUACAUUAGGGUAGCGUCUGCAUUGAAAUAGCAGCUAUGGAAAGAAGCAUGAAUUUUGACGAGAUUCUUUCUCAUAUCGGUGGCUUUGGCAAGUUCCAGAAGAUCUUGUAUGUGUGGAUUUGCCUACCCCAGGUCCUGCUGGCGUUCCACAUGCUGAUAUCGGUCUUCACGGGGGCCGUCCCCCCUCAUCUCUGUCGCUCCAACAACACCACCUGGGCCUUGGCCGCCAGCUCAGACGCAUUUAACUUCAGCCUGGUUACAGGCCCAGACGAUGACCCUGACCUGUCCUGCUCUGCCCCUGGGGGGGUCCCUAGCACCCCGCUAGCCCAGUUGAAUCACAGCACCGCCCUGGCCCUUAGCGAUGACCACGUCACCGGGGUUUGUCAAGGGGGAUGGGAAUUCAGCAAAGAGACCUUCCACAGCACCGUGGCAACUGAGUGGGAUCUGGUGUGUGAUAAUGCCAAUCUGAACAACAUUGGUUCCUCAAUCUACAUGUUUGGUCUUCUGGUCGGCGCCGUGCUGUUUGGUUCCUUAGCUGAUAAGUUUGGACGCAGGAACAUCAUCCUGGUUGGUUUGACUAUCCAGUCAACCUUUGGGGUUGGUGCUGCUUUUGCCCCAAAUUUCUACAUUUAUGUCUUUCUGCGCUUUGUGGUUGGAACAACUAUUUCAGCUGUCAUCAUGAACGCAUUUGUUUUAGGCACAGAGUGGACAGGAUCAAAGCACCGGAUGCUAGCUGGGAUCAUCACAGACUACUUCUUUGGGUUCGGCUACAUCACCCUGGCAGGCCUGGCCUACCUCAUCAGAGACUGGCGUAAGCUCCAACUGGCCAUCUCAGCACCAGGCUUCCUCUUCAUCUUCUACAUCUGGGUCCUACCCAAGUCGGCUCGGUGGCUAAUGGCCAACCAGAGGAACGAGGAGGCCAUGGAUCUGAUCAGGAAAGCUGCUCUGAUGAACGGCAAACCCCUGCAGGAGGACAUAGAGAUACAUCAGGGGUACAACGAUAUGGUGAAGAUGGAGGAGAGGAAAAAGGACACAGUCAUUGACCUGGUCCGUACGCCAAAAAUGAGGAGGAAUUCAUGUAUCAUGUUUUACCUGUGGUUUGUCAACGUGCUGGUCUACUAUGGCCUGUCCCUGAACAUCUCUGACUUUGGGAUGAACAUCUACCUGACCCAGCUGAUCUUUGGCCUGGUGGAGAUGCCCGCCAGGACCAUCACCCUCUUUACCCUGAACCGCUCCAGGAGGAUAUCCCAGCUAGCCUUCCUCGCUGUGGGAGGCCUGGCCUGCCUGCUAACCAUCUUCAUUCCUGAUGAUCUCUCCAUUAUUAGAACUGUCCUGGCUAUGGUGGGGAAGUUUGGGAUCACCGCCUCCUUAUCCAUCGUCUACGUCUACUCAGCAGAGGUCUUCCCUACUGUCAUAAGGCAGAGUGGAAUUGGUAUGAGCUCCAUGUGUGCCAGGGCAGGGGGAGUCCUGGCUCCCAUCAUCUACCUGCUGAGGGGUGUCAGUAAGAAUGCUCCCAUGGUGCUGUUUGGCCUGUGUACUCUGCUAGGUGCAGCCCUCACCCUGCUGCUGCCUGAGACAGCCCACCAGCCCCUGGCUGACACCAUUGAGGAUGUGGAGGGAUCCAGCAUCAGUGAGGAAUCAGAGGAAGGGAACAUGAAGCCAGCCCUCUAUGAGGAAUGUCCAACAAGGAACCCAGACAUCAUAAUCUGAAGAACCAGGAGUGGGACAUGGCACCAGUCCACUGAUACUUUGAGACCUGUGGUCGUGUCAUCUGGAGAACUUCUAAUACCAUUCCUCCAAGGAACUCAACUGUGCGUUGUAAGAUAUCUGCUAAGAGUGUUUGAACAAAUUUGUCGUUUGUAAAGCUAUUUCCUAUUUUGUACAUAAGACAUUGAUGUCACUGAACUGACAUUUUAUACAAUUUUAUUUUAUAUUUAAAAAUAUAUAUUUUGUUUUGAAAAGAUGUACUAUAUAUUGAUGUUUUAUAGUGACUAUCAGUUCACAUUUAGAUUGAUGAUGAAGUACAUUAGUAACAGUUUAUUUAUGCAUCAAAUAUCCAUUCAUCAGAUUCUGUAAAUACCACACCCCCCGUGCCUUAUUGCUGAAUUGAACCGCAGCAGUAAACACCAGAGAGACUGAUCCGAGUUUGAGAUCUUUCACAUCGGGUGGAGAAGAAUAGAAGACUGUUGUGAUGACAUGCUCUCUCUGUGGUACUUUGGGUGGAUCUUAUUAUUUUUAUGGCAGUGGAUGAUUUGACAGGCCUCAAUUGUUCCCCUGUCAUUGUAAGGCUUAGGAGAGCAAAGCCGCACAUUCUUGUUUGGGAUGAAACACAGGGUUUGCCUUACAGUCAUGUAACCAAACGACUGUAAUAGGCCUAUAUGUUUAGUAACAGUAGUCAACAGGAGUCCAAUGUGUUGUGUUAGUGAUCACUGCCACUCUCUGGAUGAAAGUGGUACUUGCUUCUUGUCUGACAUCAGCUGCUGUAUAUACGGUAAGUACUGUAAUGGGGCACAAGCAUGAUGUCCACAGAGAUUGUGUAACAACAUAUGCAUUUCCUGAUUCUGUAGAAUCAGUACUUUUAUACAAAUGUAUUACAAAAGCUGCUGUAUAUACGGUAAGUACUGUAAUGGGGCACAAGCAUGAUGACCACAGUGAUUGUGUUACAACAUAUGCAUUUCCUGAUUCUGUAGAAUCAGUACUUUUAUACAAAUGUAUUACAAAUUUACAAAAAUCAAAGUAAAAUUGGGAAGUUAUCCAUGAUGUGAUAAAAAUAUAUAUACUAACACCUUUCAUUUGUACAAUAUAGUUCUGCUUAAACAAUGUUUGCUAUGCUGUGUGUCGUUUCAAAAAGGCCUAUAGUCAAUGUUGAGGGGCAGCACAGGGGCUGAUAAGAUGCCAGUGUUAAAAGACUUGUUUUGGGGGAUCAACUGCAGGUUGGUGCUGUCUGACUGACUGAGUAUCUGACACAUAUGUCUGUCAAUGAGUCGCUGCCCAGGGGACAUUAGCAACAACUGGUAUUUCAAUUAGACUACAACAGAGGAUCCCAAGAACAGCUGCAAGUAACCCACUGACCAUCCCCCCACCACACUACAGCCAGAGAGAGCUGUUGUACUGUAUUUUGUCUGUGAAAGCUUUGACUAAAUAUUUAACAGUUGUAGUGGCAUUGUCUAUGAUGUGGAAUGUACAUUAGGCUUACUGUCAUUGUACAGCCCAGAUGUGAAAAGAUGCAUUGUAAAAAAUGACAGAGACACUAGUGUGAAACAAGUGCACAGCUGUAGGCACACAUCUCCUUAGAAUUUCAUGCCUGUACUGACAUUUGUUCUUGUACUAUGCUGAGAAUGUAUCAACAGUGUCCUGGAUAUUUUUUAAAGGUACAUUUACAGUGUGGAAUUACAGUAAAGUGAAAUUAUUAGGAGUAUGCACAGCCCUUUUUUCAUUCCACUUGGACUAUGAAAUUACUUGCCAGAGCUCUGUUUCUAGAGUAGAGACCAUAGUGCCUAUUUCAUUGACAUUGGCAUCAAAUUGAAAAACAGACGUUUCAUAAGUGUGACUAUAUUUCCAUAUCUGAUCUCACUGGUAUUUGAAUAAUACAGAUCUAAUUUCCUAAUUCUAUGAAGGUAUAAUGAGAGAUUACUUGGGAGCAGUUUGAAUAAUACGAACUGGUAGUUUUUGGCAGCAGAGGGCGCCCCAACGCAAUGAUUAUUAGACACAGUGUCAACGCGAGAAAUCAUUGAUUGAAUUCCAAAAUCUUUGAUUCAAUCGCACUGAUGAUGAUGAUCUUCACAAAACCUUGUCCCACAAUACAAUGUACACAUUUUCUGUGUAUUGAGCAGUUAUUUUUCUAUUAGUCUAUCGUCUCAACUAUAGAAGUAUCUAACAUUUGGUAUUUGUGUAAGCAUGUA
Messenger RNA from Oncorhynchus gorbuscha (pink salmon), 4144 nucleotides. Its product is annotated as solute carrier family 22 member 6-A-like. The transcript is spliced from 10 exons. The record is from RefSeq and is a predicted model, not a curated record. The coding region runs from base 279 to 1952 and encodes 557 amino acids. Lineage: Eukaryota; Metazoa; Chordata; Actinopteri; Salmoniformes; Salmonidae. Gene Ontology annotation, molecular function: transmembrane transporter activity. Gene Ontology annotation, biological process: transmembrane transport. Gene Ontology annotation, cellular component: membrane.